ACUUCCCCUGCGCUGGCUGUCCUGGCGGCUCAUCCAAGCGGACUCACUGAGCGACGCGGGCGGGCUAUGACACCAGGGGCGCUGCUGCUGCUGCUGCUGCUGCUGGGGGCGUUGGGGGCGCCGUUCGCCCCGGGCGCCCGCGGCUCGGAAGCGGAGGGCCGACUCCGUGAGAAACUUUUCUCGGGCUAUGAUAGCUCGGUGAGGCCGGCGCGGGAGGUGGGAGACCGCGUCGGGGUCAGCGUUGGUCUCAGCCUAGCGCAAUUAAUCAGCCUGAACGAGAAGGAUGAGGAGAUGAGCACAAAGGUCUACUUAGACCUGGAGUGGACUGACUACAGGCUGAGCUGGGACCCUGAGGAGCACGAGGGCAUCGAUUCACUCCGCAUCACUGCCGAAUCCGUGUGGCUACCAGACGUGGUGCUCCUAAACAACAAUGACGGAAAUUUUGAUGUUGCUCUGGACAUCAGCGUCGUGGUGUCCUCCGACGGCUCCGUGCGCUGGCAGCCCCCGGGCAUCUAUCGCAGCAGCUGCAGCAUCCAGGUCACCUACUUCCCCUUUGACUGGCAGAACUGCACCAUGGUGUUCAGUUCCUAUAGCUAUGACAGCUCAGAAGUCAGCCUGCAGACUGGCUUGGGUCCCGAUGGGCAGGAGCGGCAGGAAGUGCACAUUCAUGAAGGCACCUUCAUUGAGAAUGGUCAAUGGGAGAUUAUUCACAAGCCUUCUCGGCUAAUCCAGCCUCCAGUGGAUCCUAGGGGAGAGGGGGAAAGACGGCGUGAGGAAGUCACCUUCUACCUCAUCAUUCGCCGGAAGCCUCUCUUUUACCUGGUCAACGUCAUUGCCCCAUGCAUCCUCAUCACUCUUCUGGCCAUCUUCGUCUUCUACCUGCCACCAGAUGCAGGAGAGAAGAUGGGGCUCUCGAUCUUUGCCCUGCUGACCCUUACUGUGUUCCUGCUGCUGCUGGCAGACAAAGUGCCUGAGACCUCCCUGUCUGUCCCCAUCAUUAUCAAAUACCUCAUGUUUACCAUGGUCCUCGUCACCUUC
Balaenoptera ricei (Rice's whale) is the source of this 1038-nucleotide messenger RNA. Its product is annotated as acetylcholine receptor subunit beta-like. The transcript has 8 exons. Gene Ontology annotation, biological process: signal transduction; nervous system process; chemical synaptic transmission. The record is from RefSeq and is a predicted model, not a curated record. Gene Ontology annotation, cellular component: neuron projection; postsynaptic membrane; synapse. Lineage: Eukaryota; Metazoa; Chordata; Mammalia; Artiodactyla; Balaenopteridae. Gene Ontology annotation, molecular function: acetylcholine-gated monoatomic cation-selective channel activity; transmembrane signaling receptor activity. The annotation marks the transcript as partial.